Molecule: messenger RNA, 8192 nt
Organism: Apis mellifera (honey bee)
Lineage: Eukaryota; Metazoa; Arthropoda; Insecta; Hymenoptera; Apidae
Gene: gukh
Product: serine-rich adhesin for platelets
Exons: 12
Coding region: 583-5532 (1649 amino acids)
Biological process (GO): actin cytoskeleton organization; positive regulation of Arp2/3 complex-mediated actin nucleation
Cellular component (GO): cytoskeleton; SCAR complex
Molecular function (GO): Arp2/3 complex binding; protein kinase A regulatory subunit binding
Source: RefSeq, a predicted model, not a curated record
GCGGCAGACCGGCCGGCACUUCGUGUACCGUCGUCGCGUCGUACGGACGUGUUGUUCGUCGUCUUUCUUUCCUUUCGCAAGGAUCUCCUAGCAGUAUGACACUCGUAAUCAAAACUUUACCCGAAAACGUACGUCGAUAGUAGUUAUUGCCAUUCGAAAACGAUUCGGUUCUCGUUUAAAUAAUUAACUCGCGUUAAUUUCGCCAAGGAAUUCGUAUCGUUAUAUCCAAAGAAUGCGAUUCGGGAAAAAAGAGAUUCGAACGAUGAUUCGGAAGUGAAUGGAAGAACAGUGUCUUUUAUCUAUAAUUAAGUGUAAAGUGCCUGUAGAGAAUUAUCUUAUUUAAAAUAAAAAGUAUCGAAGAUGGAGCCGCGAUAUUCAUCGGAAAGAGUCCGGUUUUUAAUAACCGCCAGAUGUCCCUCUCUCGGUUGGAUCACUGGCGGGAACGAUCGUUUCAUAAGCGUCGCGAACUUGUGACGGUUGACCGGUGGUGUCGGUCUCGGCGUUCGAGUGUUCCAAAUCCUAUUCUUUCGGGUUCCAGUGUUAUGUGUGAAUGUGCCGACUUGAUUUCGGGUUUGAGAAAUCAUGCCGUUCGUGCUACGAAGAGUGGAGCCGCGUUUCUUGUGCCGCGGACACGUGCCGGAGGGAUCGACUGCCCAGGGUUGGCCGGUGGGCGCCGAAUUGGAGGCGGUGGCGAACGGCGCGCUGACCACCUCGUUGAAGCAACUCGCCUCGCUGCUCACCAUCGCCGAGGACAUCUUUGCGGAACUGACUGCCGAGUUGACCGCUGUUGCCGAUCGGAGCAGCAAUCUGCGCCAAAGGAUAGACAAGGUCGAGGAGCGUCUCGCCACCGUCGACCCGAAGAAAGUACCAGUCCCGGAAUCGGAUAUUUGCACGUUCGCGACGAGGACGGAACAUUUUCACAUGGUUAACAAACCAUCGACGGCGUUGUUCACAUCGGACACCAGGCCGAAAGCCUUGAGGGAAUUGUACGAGGCUGCCGCUAUAGUCGCUGUCAGAAGUUUGGAUAGCCUGAGAAGGGAUGGCAGCUCCAUGGAUAUGUUCCUGUGCACGCCUGUCCUUGGCAAGAGAAGGCGAGACCAAAGUCUCGACAUCGAGUCCAGGAUCCCGGCGGCUAUCGAGGAUCUGCGAAGAUGGACGUCCACGGAGGCGCUCGGGGACGUCACAGUGCCGCCCGAUUGCAUGUCCAGGAUCCUGGGAGAUACGACGACCGACGACGCCGUCGAUCACAAGCUUCCCAGCCCAGAGGAACAGGUCCAAGCCAUCGCUCUCAAAUUCCCGGCGGAAAUCGUGGCGGUGGACGUGAGCGGAAGAGGAUUCGAGAGAAUGUCGACGAGGAGAAGAUCUCUGCUGUCUGGGCCGGAGAGCCAAGAGACAGCGGUGAAGAGGCGAUCGCGGCCUCGAAGGCCCAGAGGAAAAAGACGAAACACGAUCGCUGGUACCGAUCAGAAAGAAAUUCGACAGGCUAUAGGAGGCGAAACGACCGGAGAGGAGGCGGAGGAGGCGAUAUCGAACAUGGGAUCGAGGGCUCAUCGAUCAGCGAGCACGGACAUAUUGGGUUCGUCGAAGAAGGACUCUCCCGCGGAAAAGAAGUCUCACUUCAACACGCUGAAGGCGUGGGGUAUGUCCAGAUUGAAACUGAUCAGCCCGAAAUCGAGCCAGCAACAACAACAGCAGCAACAACAGCAGCAACAGCAGCAGCAGCAGGAGCAACAGCAGCAGGAGGGGACGGAGAGGCGCAGGAAGGACAAGUCUCACGAAAGGAAGCCGAGCUCGUCGAGCUCGAGCGGGAAGAGCACCUCGAGCAUACCUGUAUCCGUGCCGAGCGGCGAGAGACAACCGAGCGUGAAAUUGCGCGAAAGCGCGGCCCAAAGGAGGGAAAGACGAAAGGGAGGGAGCAGGGACGAGCCGCCUCAUUCCAGUUCUGGAAACUGGAGUGCGUCCUCCGAAAGCGGAAGGGCGAGUAUCGGAAGCGAGACGACCACCACGACGCACCAGCCGAGAUCGACGACGACAGCUUCGAUCGGGACCUCAUCGACAUCGUUGAGCCACGUGAGGCGUUUCAAAGGGCGAGACACGUCGACCUCGUCCUCCGUGACUUCGGAGGGCACGUUGACCCCGGACAUCAUACAGGACAUAGCCGUGGUACCGUUCUCGGACGACGGCGAGACAUCGUCCGUGUAUUCCUGCGACACGGAGGGUUACUACACCUCGUUCCACGUGGACUCCGGGCUGAAGACGCUGAGGGAAGAGGACCCCGUCCCCCAGUGUCCGCUUACGAAGUCGAGCGAUGUCAGCUCCGAUCCUACCUCGCCCAUCAUCGAGAACGAGUAUGAACUGUUCGGAAGGGGGUCCACGUCGACGACCACCAGCUCCGCGGGCACGGUCUGCACAGCUUUGAUGGCGCCACCCCCGCCGGAACGAAAAUCCAGCCUAACCGUCGUCGCUAUGGUGCACGGGCCGAAUCAAAAUGGCGGCGAGUCGCCGGACAGCGGGCACAACACCUCGUCAUCGCCCGUGGAGUCGGCCUCGAGCCCCGCCUGCACGGGGAGGUCGUGCUCGGAGUUCGAGUACUCCGAGUCGAGCGAUCUCGAGGGGUGCGAGAGGAUCGAGAGGAUCCGCUCGAAGACAGCGAUCAACACCAGCCGUAUACCGUCCAUGUGCGUGAUCACCCCUCCCGGCUCGGACGACGAGCAGCAGCAGCAGCAGCACGCGAGGGACACGGAUCAGGCGAGUAAUAAAAAGGCGGAGGGGAGGAAGAUGACCGAUCUUCAAACGGGAGGAUCGGUGCUAAUGUCGGCUACGGUCGGCACCUCGAAGAUGGAGGUGAUCAACGGCCAGGACAAGAAUCUGUACGCUACGAUCCAGGUGUUGCCCUCGCCCACGAGCGAGAAGGCGACGAUGGUCGGCCAGGCAGCCAAGAUCAGCCCGUUGAGCGGCGUUCUGGGCAAGCUUCGCGGCGUGCUCCCCGGCAGGAAGCACGUGUUGAAGGGCGGCGUGGCGGAUCAUCACCAGGGGGGAGGAGACUCCGGCGACUAUGUAACCAUAGCCGACGUGAGAAAUAACAACGACAAGAGGCAGGAUUCGGCCUCCUGCUCGACACCGGCCACGCCGGCCGCCCGCUCCCCCGUCACCUAUGCCAACUCGGACAUAUUCAAGAAGGACGCGGAAUACGUGAGCUUGAGCGAAUUGCCGAAGAAGCCGGACUCGUCCUUGGAGAGGAAGAGGCAGGGCGCCAGGGUCACGUUGGACUCGGAGGGCAAGGUCGUUUACUCGUCCGACAGCUUGAAGAGGAGGAAGGGGGCGCACACCACGUUUAAUCCAGGUCCGUUCGUGAGAGAGGGCGUGUCGCCGAGUCCAUCCCCCCUGCUCCACCGCGCAACCCCGAACGUUCGAGCAGUGACGAGGAGUUGCAGCGACACGGUGGACGGCGCGACGGGCAAAUCGACGCCGCCCACGUCCCCCCAAUUAGGCAAGGUGAUCAUCAGGGCGGCGAGAAGUCCCGACCGGGCGGCCAGCCCGGAUUACGUGAGAACGCCGACGACCGUGGUCGGCCCGACGAGCCCCACCACGGCCCACCGCCAAGUGCGCGGGGCGUACGUCAACGUGCAGGAGGACGAAGACAACACGCUGUUGGCGAUAGACUCGUCGGUACCUCCCCACGGCUUGGUCCAACCGCCGCCUUACAUUUCACCCCCCAAUUCCGAGCAGUGUCGAAAGAAAGACAGGAUCCAAGAGAUCUCCACCAACCGCCCCGCCCCCCACAAGAUUCAGAAUGAAAAGCAGCAGACUUGCGGCCGACAAUCAUCGGCCGCCAAGAUUCAUUCAGAUCCCAGGCGGAACCUGUACGAGGCCAACAACAAGCUGACGUUCGACCAGACUGGUAAUCCGUUGGAUCGCAACGAUUCGCAACGCGUUCGCGAUCCCCGUCGAAUCGUGGACAUGAGGAACGCGAGGAAUCAGCAGUACUACGCCCCGCCGAAGGACUCGAGCCAACAAUUUUACACGUUGCCCUCGAGAAGGCCGCAGAGGGACGUGGAGCCGCCUCGAAGCGUCACGCCGGACAUCACGAGGGGUCUUGGGCGAGGGGGCACGAUGCACGUGCUCGCGAGGCACGGGCACAGGGCGAUGAUGGAGCAGGAUUGUAAUCGGUACGGCUCGCAGGCGGAGCUGAACAAGAGGAACUCGGAGGCGGAGAACAGGUUGAUGCAGAAUCACGAGCAUUCGUCGAUUGUGGAUAUCAGAAAUAGAUUCGCAACACCAUUAGGGCUGACAGCGCUUGGAUAUCGAUUCUUCGCGUCCUCGCCUGUUCGUGAUCCCAUUACGAAGUCUCCUAGCGCUGACGCGUUAAAGUACAAUCCAAUUUCACCGAUCGGGCACGGAUACGGUAACAGUUUCAAGUCGUCGACGCCUACGGGCCGCAGUGUGCCAACUGUUGCCGAACGUUUGGCACUCACCGCCAACAACAAUUCCUCCUCCUCGAUGCCCAAUUCCGGAAGGAGCACCCCCGUCCAAACCUCGUCGGGGAGGAGCACCCCCACCAAUCUCCUCUCGCCUACCAAGAGCACGAUGUCGAACGAGGAAUUGUUCGCGGCGAUCCACAAGUCGAAGAAGAGAUUGAACAUAAGGGACGAAAGCGAAAAUCUCUCUCCUUACGGGUCGACGAGCUCGCUGGUGAAGAUGACGAUCGGGAACAAGAACGAUUGGAACUGCGCCGAAUUGCAGAAAUCUUCAACGGUAACUCAGACGUCCAAUCAACCGCCAUCACCGGCCACAUCUCGCCUCGACUUCAAACGGCUUCUCCUGCAGCAGAGCGUGAAGACGGGUCCGGCGAGGCUCUCGGCCGCGGAACAGUUGAAACUGUCGCGGCAGCAGUGCCAGCAACAGCAGCACCAGCACCAGCAGCAACAGCAACAAUCGUCGCCCGGCGUCCAGCAAACAGCGUCCCUAGCCAAAGUUCUCAGCCCGCGCUCGAUAUGGAGGUUUCAAACGCCCCGCACGGACGUGCUCUCGUCCACGAUCAUCGAGGACACGGCGGCCGAGGAGAAGGCGAUGAAACCGUCGCCCGAGAACGCCUCGCCGGUGUCGAGGGUGAACGCGAGGCGACAGCUCGAUCUGUGCAACGAUCUGCCCGACGAGGACUCGCGAGACCUCGAGCGGACGAUCGACGAGAGGACGUUGAACGACGCGGAUCGCUCGAAGUCGGAAGCCGCGAACGGGCAACGAGAGGCGGCGGAUAAUUGCACGGAUAAUUCCUCGACGACGACGAUCCCUUAUCCGGUGAAUUGCGCUCAGCUGACGCCCUCGUGCCAGCAGGCGAUAAGCGCCUUCGAGUCGAGGAGGAUCAGCAAUCAGCUUGCGAGGGCGCAGUUCUUGGCCGGCACGCCGACCACCGCACCCGCUCAAGGGGCCACGAAGACGAUCUUCCGCGCCAGGUCCGAGUCCCCUCAGAAUAACUCGAUGCAGAGCGUGGCGCGUAGCCCCAGCGUGCCGACAUUGGAAACCGCCCUGUGAUCGUUCCUCCAAUGAUUAUGCGCCUUAUUGCGCGGGGACCGGACUUUGUCUAUCGUUUCUUCUUUCUUUCUUCUCAAUUAUCUCUUUGCGGGGAUUAUCCCAAUAUGGAUAAGUAAUUGCGCGCGCACUUUUUAAUUGGUGGAUGCGUAGGGAAGGAUUUUAUGUAUCUACAUAUGUGGAUGAUUCUGGAUUUCAAGUUUCUUUGGAUCAUUUUUCAAAGUUCAAUAUUUUUGAGUAACUCUUUCUUUAAUUUUAUUUCGAAAUGAAUUGUAAUUUUUAAUUGGGGGAUGCUAAGUAUUUGGCGUAGGAAAAGAUUUUAUGUAGAUAUCUACAUAUGUGGAUGAUUCUGGAUUUCAAGUUUCUUUGGGUCAUUUUUCAAAGUUCAAUAUUUUUGAGUAACUCUUUUCUUAAUUUUAUUUCGAAUUGUAAUUUUUAAUUGGGGAAUGCUAGGUGUUUGUAGGAAAAGAUUUUAUGUAGGUAUCUACAUAUGUGGAUGAUUCUGGAUUUCAAGUUUCUUUAGGUUAUUUUUCAAAGUUCAAUAUUUUUGAGUAACUUUUUCUUUAAUUUUAUUUCGAAAUGAAUUGUAAUUUUUAAUUGGAGGAUGCUAAGUGUUUGGCAUAGAAAAAGAUUUUAUAAAAGAGGAUGUAGGUAUGUAUCUUACCUAUGUAAAUGAUUCUGGAUUUCAAGUUUCUUUGGAUCAUUUUUCAAAGUUUAAUACUUUUGAAUAACUCUUUUCUUAAUUUUACUUCGAAUUGUAAUUUUUAAUAGGAAAAGAUUUUUGAAAGAGGAUGUAGGUAUCUAUAUGAAUGAUUCUGGAUUUUAAGUUUCUUUCGGUUAUUUCUCAAAGUUAAAAUAUUCUUAAGUAAGUCUCUUCUUAAUAUUUUUACUGAAACGUUGUGUCUGGUCCUCAACAACUAAUAGUGGAAAUUUUCUUACCAUUCUCAAAACUCUGACUGAAGAUAUAGAAAUAACGUUGAAUAUUUAAUAUUAGAUUCACGCAAAAGUUCAUCAUUUUUUUUGUUGAACUCGAAUAAUCUGAAGUAAAAAAAUUAGAGAUACGUUUCAAUCUUUUUUUUUUUUUUUUCUUAUUUAAUACAUAAUGGAUUCGUAUUCGCAUCGAUCAGAAUUAUUUAAUUGCAAUAAAAAUCAUUGCGAAACGAAUGAACUUUUGUAUUGGCCUAAUGAUAAUAGAUGACAAUCACGUUCGUUUGAUUAUAUAUUCAUUCCUUUACUAGGAUGAAGGACAAUAAUUAAGACGCAUUACCACAAAGUGGCAGUAGUAGUAUUAUACAGUAUUGGAUUGCUUCAUUGAAUUGCGGAAGUUGAACAGAUUUGCAUUUGGAAUCGAGAUUAAAAAAAAAAGAUAUCACCGAUUCGUUGAAAUUUAUUAAAAAAAAAUAUUACGCAAAUGGAAUCGAAGACCUUGGUAAACAUUUCGUAUCGUAUUAUGAAUUAUUAAUAUCGUAAUGCAUAACGUUGAAAGCAAUAAAUCUUCAUGAUGCAAAUAAUCUUCUCGAUAAUUUAAAUAGUGAUAUAAGUAUAUGCGAUAAUAUAUAUUUUAUGCCUUGUAUCGAAGAGGAUUCUUCAUUGGGGGAGGGGAGAGGGAGGGGAGGGUGGGGAGACCGAUGACUAAAAAAAUCACGAACGUUAUUAUAGAUAAAUAUUCAAGUGAAAUAUUAUGCUUGAUUUACGAUAUUUUUGCAUUUUAUCGUUGUUCCAUCCACCUUAUGUAUGUUUGUUUAUUUAUCAACCUUCGUUCAUUUCUUCGUUUUUCUCUUAACACUAGGACUACCAAACUAUAUAAUAUACACAUACCUAAAUAUAUAUUACGUUAUAAAUGAUUAGAUUUAAAAGUUUUUAUAAUUUUAGGAUUUUAUGAAAAUAAUUAGAUGUACACGUGUAAUUAUAUUUUUGUUCCAAGAUAGAUAUACAAUCUGCACAAUUUUAAUAAUUUUAAUGCAAAAAUCUGUGACCAGUUUGGUAAUUCUAAUGUUGUGAACAACAAAAAGUGUGUUGUACGAGAUUUAGAUCAUCGUCUUUUCGGUUUUCUUUUUUUUUUUUUUUUUGGAGGUUCGUGAUCACUCGACAAAACGUAUGUAUAUCCUUUUAAGGUAUUAAUUUAUUAUAUCGGAGACACGUAGGAGGGGGAAGAUUCUGUAAAUAGCACGCAACAUUUGUAAUUUAAAAAAGAAAAAAUUAAAGAAAAGGAAAAAAAAACGAAUGCAUUUCGCUUUAAAUGAAAAGGAAAAGGAUAAAAAAGAAUCGCUUGCUUGUCUAGUCGGAGUAGUUUCUUAUUCAAAAAAUUCUGAACGAUGAUCCUCGGAUCCAUUUCUAUUAUUCGCGGGAAAACGAGCGUGUAGAAAUCGUAUUAUUAUUAUAAAUGAGUAUGGCAUGUAAUGGAAAUUAAAGCUUUACGAAUAUCGGGUGGUGAAUAGUAAUAUAUUCAAAGAUGAUUAACGCAUAGAGUUACGACAGAGUUGCCUUAAUUAAAUUAUUAUUAAUAUUAUUAUUAAUAUUAUUAUUAUUAUUAUUACGAGCUAUGCCACGAUGAAUUUGUGAAAACGAUGAAGCGUUAGAUUUUAAGCUGGACACGUGUUUUGUACUUUGCUCAGAAUAAAAAAAAAAAAAGAAGAAAAAAACAGAAACAUACUUUAUUGAAA